AAAAAUAAAUAUAUCUAUAUAUAUAAAAUGAUAAAGUUGUUUGCGCAGUGACUAUAACAACAAAACUAAACAUCCCAGAAAUACGAAAUUUGGCAACACAAUGCAAAAGGCUUGCCUCCCGGUUACAACAACACAACCACACCACAAAACCACAAUCCGGACCCACAAAACUCACAACAACGCAUCAUGCGAUAACAACACAACUAAACGCCCCAGAAAUACAAAACUUGCCAACACAAUGCAAAAGCCUUGCCUCCCAGUUGUAACAACACAACCACACCACAAAACCACAAUCCGGACCCACAAAACUCACAACAACGCAUCAUGCGAUAACAACACAACUAAACGCCCCAGAAAUACAAAACUUGGCAACACAAUGCAAAAGCCUUGCCUCCCAGUUGUAACAACACAACCACACCACAAAACCACAAUCCGGACCCACAAAACUCACAACAACGCAUCAUGCGAUAACAACACAACUAAACGCCCCAGAAAUACAAAACUUGGCAACACAAUGCAAAAGCCUUGCCUCCCAGUUGUAACAACACAACCACACCACAAAACCACAAUCCGGACCCAUAAAACUCACAACAACGCAUCGUGACUAUAACAACACAACUAAACGCCCCAGAAAUACGAAACUUGGUGCACAACUAAACGCCCCAGAAAUACAAAACUUGACAACACAACACAAAAGCCUUUUCUCCCGGUUGUAACAACACAACUACACCACAAAACCACAAUCCGGACCCACAAAACUCACAACAACGCAUUGUGACUAUAACAAAUACCAAAUUUGACAACACAACUCAUCCACCUCCCCAAUCCCUACAUUCACACUUGGCCUCCAAAAAAACAAUUACAAGAAUAACAAUAACAACAACAACAAUAAGAAUCAACACCAUCACAGGCAAGAAACAGCCAGGCACUGAGGCUGAGAAGCCAGUCAGUGCUACACUGGGCCUCCAAAAAACAAUACAGUAGCAUCUAACUUAUCCAACCUUCAUAAUCACUACAACAACAAUAAUAAUAAACACCUACACAGGCAAAACAAAAAAAGGACUAUUGUACCACAAUAAAAAUAUAAACCGCACUCAGCAGAAUCAGACAUUACAACUAACAACAAACCAAAGACAACAGGGAUCUCAAGCAAUUAUCAAUCAACACAAAAAUUGAAGAAGGUAACAGACUUGAAAUACUACUACUAAUGGUCGUCCUCCAGCGGGUGACGUCCACCGGCCUCCUCCUCCAGCAGCUCCAGGCCUCCUCCGGCCAGCAGCUCAUCGGCUUGACCACCCUCGGCCCCGCGGCAGGUGGCCCUUGCCCGGAGGAGGAGCGCGAGGAGGCCGUGGUCGGCUGGCAGGAGAAGUUCUUCAGCCAGUUCGAGGUGGACCUCUACCGCAGCGCCUCGGCCUGCCAGACGCCGCUUGACCGGCAGUAUCACCGGGAGGUCCUGCGGCUGGAGGAGGCCGGCGGGAGGAGCAACAACCGCAUCUUCACCUACACCGACCACGACCGUUUCACCAACCUGGAGGAGGGAAGGGCCGUUGACGUCCCGCAUCGUGACGUGGGAGCCCUCGGAGGAGUUCGUCAAGAGCAGCCACGUCCUCCGCACCCCCCUCCAGACCAUGUACAUCAUGGCCGACCUCGGCCCCUCCGGCAGGCUGGGUCUGCGGGAGAACGAGCGCGUCCUGUGUGCCCUCCAAGUGGACGGCAACGGGGUGCUCAGCGUCCGGCCGGACUUCACGGGGAACAAGGGGCCCUACCGGAUCGAGGCGGAGGGGGAGAAGCGGGAGGUGUGGAGCCUCACCCUGCACAACGCCUCCCCCACGGCCGAGCACGAAGAGGAGGCCCGGGAGCAGCGCCUCUUCAAGGACCUGUACAGCCGGCACAAGGAGUAUCUCUCCGGCCUGGUGGGCUCCGACUUCGAGAUGACGGUUCCUGGCGCUCUCCGUCUGGUUGUGAAUGGCGAGAUUGUUUCGGCCCACGGCUACGAAUACGACCACCUCUACGUCCACUUCUUCCUGGAGCUGCCCAGCGGCUGGUCCUGCCCGCCUUCGCAGCCGCUCUCCGGAGUGUCCCAGACCUGCGCCACCAAGACCUGCGGAUGGGAGCGGGUGGCCUUUUUCUCCUUCCCGUUCACCCUGGAAGUCUUCUGCAGCCAAGAGGAAGAGGCCGAAGGGGGGCUUCCGGGGUGGCCGGUGCUGUACUUCGAGGUGUUCUCCUUGGACCUGUGGCAGCGCUCCCGGGUCGAGGGCUACGGCUUCGUGGCUUUGCCGGCCACCCCAGGACCCCACACCGUGAGAGCCCCCACGUGGCGCCCCCUGGAGCUGGGUCCCUGGGCGGAGCUGCAGCGCUUCUUUGUGGGGGGCUCCCCGGAGCUGGAGGACCCGGCCUACGCCCGCCUGCCCCCCACCUUCCAGGGAGACCGGCUCAGCCGAUUCGGGUUCCGCACCAAGACCACGGGCACCGUCAGCUUCCGCCUCCACUGCCUCCAGCAGUCCAAGGCCUUCCUGGACUCGUCCUCGAUGAGGAAGCGCAUGCAGAGCGUCCUGGACCGGCUGGGCGGUCGGGGGCCACAGGGCUCCCUCUACGGCGUCCUGGAGGCCUUCCAGAGGGCCCGGCGGAGGAUGCAAGAGGCCCGGGUGAGCCUCCCCCAGGACCUGAUCCGGCCACAGCCUUCUCCUUCCCCGGCCCACGUGGGCCGAGGAGACUCCUGACCGGGGACGAUGGGCCUCCUUGCAAAGGACUCUGGAAAGCAUCAACAACAACAACAACAAGAACAGGAAGAGACUGUUUCCAGGUUCACAGCGAGACGUCCACAAAGACUCCGAGACUGGGACGUGGGAUGUAUUCCGGGCUGUCAGAAGUUGUGAGAAAUAAUAAUAAUAAUAAUAAUAAUAAUAAUAAUAAUAAUAAUAAUAAUAAUAGAGUUGUUGUAUGUUUUCUGGGCUGUCUUGCCCACAUCUAUGGCAGGCAUCCCCAGAGGUUGUGAGAAGUAAUAAUAAUAAUAAUAAUAAUAAUAAUAAUAAUAAUAAUAAUAAUAAUAAUAAUAGGGUUGUUGUAUGUUUUCUGGGCUGUCUGGCCCACAUCUAUGGCAGGCAUCCCCAGAGGUUGUGAGAAAUAAUAAUAAUAAUAAUAAUAAUAAUAAUAAUA
Molecule: messenger RNA, 3156 nt
Organism: Anolis carolinensis (green anole)
Lineage: Eukaryota; Metazoa; Chordata; Lepidosauria; Squamata; Anolidae
Product: tectonic-like complex member MKS1
Exons: 15
Coding region: 1208-2995 (595 amino acids)
Biological process (GO): cilium assembly
Cellular component (GO): MKS complex
Source: RefSeq, a predicted model, not a curated record